UCCCGACAACGUUUCUCAUCUGACGAGAUUGCUUUUCGUAAGCAAACUGGAACAACUACAUUUCCCAGUGUGCACCUGUACCUGUUAUACACUGUCUUCUUCAUGGCGUCUGGUCGAAGUCUUCGGGCUGCUCCCCUUCUGACGUACAGAUAAUCUGUCACAGUUUUAACGGCGCUUGUCACUAUGGAAGUGGCCCAGUCGCCCGUUACGGACGAGCAGAGGCAUUUGACCCAGCUGAGGUUCGACGCCGCUGUCAAAGUCAUCAAGAGUUUGCCUCCGGAUGGUUCUUUUCAGCCGUCCAAUGACAUGAUGCUCAAGUUCUACAGUUACUACAAGCAAGCCACCGUGGGCAAGUGCAACAUCGCCCGGCCUGGAUUCUGGGAUGCCAUCGGCAAAGCUAAAUGGAAUGCGUGGAACUCUCUGGGUGAAAUGACCAAAGAGGAAGCGAUGGCAGCCUACGUUGACGAAAUGAAGCUGAUUUUGGAGGGCAUGCCCGUGACAGGCGAGGUCGAGGAACUCCUGCAGACCUUGGCACCUUUCUACGAAGUGGUAGACGAGAAGAAAAAGAUCACAGAAAUAUCAGACCUCAGCACAGGUUUCGGCUCGACUCUGAGCACCGUGUCGUCAAAGAGCAUGGCCAAGAGCAUCGUCAGGACCAUGGAAUUGAACGGAACACUGGAGAUUCGGCCCGCCAAGCCCACGCCUGAGAAAAAUAAAGAAACAUCCGACGACGACUCUCAGGAAGACGACGACGAGGUCAAAAAAGGUUCGUUCGCAGGCUCGCCGAGAGCGCACAAAGUAGAAACUGGCAAGAUGGCCAACGGCAUGAUGCAUCUGACAAACGGCGACCGCAUGCUCGCGCCUCCGGAUGUACCAGACGCUCAACCUCUGCUCAACGGCCACCGUGCCGACGCCAUCAAAGAUGUGACGGGCCCCGCUCAGCUCGCCAGUGACUCGGACAGUGAAGUCUAUUGUGACUCGGUGGACCAGUUUGGACAGGAUGAGAGCACUGAGCAGAAUUGCUCUCUGAAAGACCUGGAGGAGGAGGAGGAGACUGUGGACAGCAACGACCCACAGGGGGCGCCGCAGGGCAUCAGGUGCGGCGGCGAGGACGGAGAGGCCGGCGGGAGCAUGACGCAGAGGUCCAGACUCAACGUGGAAAUGGCAAACUCUGUCAUCGGAGGCGGCAGAGGGUCCAGGUCUCAAAGCCACGGGCUCAGGGCGCUGAAGCCCACCCACGAAAGCGGCGGGGACGACAACGGCGGCGGUGGCGGCAGCGAGCGUCGUGGCCACACCACUGUGGCCAGCCUCAAUGAGCAGAUCGUGGCGGCGCUGGCCCAAUUGCAGGAGGAUAUGCGAAGCGUCCUGGAGAGGCUCCACACGCUGGAGGCCCUCAGCGCCACGCAGGCCCGGUCAGCAGUCCUGUCUCCUUGUCACCCAUCCACAACAGUCAAUAAGAACAGCCGGAGACCAGCGUGGUGGCCUCUUGACAUUUCUCCCAGCAGUCUGGCCUUUGCCGUCGCGUGGCCCUUCGUGGUGCACUGGCUCAUCGGCCUCUACGUGCAGAGGAGGAGAAGACGACUGAACUGAAAGAAAUGAGGAAACGGCCACCAAGAAAAAUCCUCGCCGGUUAGCAGGUUGGCUAAAGCGCUUUCUACGUUUGCUUUUGCACUAAAGAAGGAGAAAAGAGUCUUGUGAGUAAACGUGCAUACUAAAGAAUGUGAUGAUGAUGUUGUUAAGGCGGUUUCCAUAGCAACUAGGGCUUACUUUGCACAAAGCGGGCCAGAUUCUGUUAUGAGCUUGAUGUGAUUUUUAAUCUUUCACUUUAGUCGCCCGGAGCAAUGCUGCUAAAACAAAAGAUGUAACCAUUUGGUAGUUUAGAAGAAAGAUUGAGAAUUACUGUACUGUGUGACAUUCUUUGUAAUUCUGCGUUGAUAGGUUUGCAAAAAAAAACAUUUUUGGUAAAUUCCCAUGGUAAUUUAAGAUGGAGAAUUUGGGAAAUAUUCCAAAUAGGAAACAUUUAUCAAAUGAAUGAAAUCAAAUAAAUUUGACUCAUAAAUCACUCAAAACCUCCCUUUCUGAAAAUACCACAAAGGUCCCUUUUGAAGUGUCCCUAAAAAUUCCCAUAGGAAGUUUCCAACUUUGAAAAUGUUGCAACCUUACGUGUUAAGUUGAUAUUUAUUGCGUUUAGCAGCUAAACAACCGUGCGGCAUUUCGGUUCAUCCUGGUGGUCUCCACGUAGAAAGUGCCUCUACAUUUUUAGGUGCACACCUUGUAGCAAAUGGACCAAAUGAAUAUACGAAUAACAUGAACUCAACCCAGUAAAAUCUAAUUUGCUUGUACUCUGAACACAAACUGACUUUUUGUGACAGCCAUUCAAUUUACCCGUUCAAAUAUAAUAUUUUGUGUGUUAUGUAUUAAGGAGUAUAUUAGCCGGAUUUGCAGAAGCGCUAAUCCUUUAAAGAGCCAUUUAUGUUUUAAUAACAGAAUAAAUCAAGUGAUAGUUUCUACUGGAAUGUGUAUGCAUGUCAUAAUCCAAGCCUCAAAUAAAAGUUUCAUAAUGCAAAAGUGA
Molecule: messenger RNA, 2572 nt
Organism: Syngnathus acus (greater pipefish)
Lineage: Eukaryota; Metazoa; Chordata; Actinopteri; Syngnathiformes; Syngnathidae
Gene: acbd5a
Product: acyl-CoA binding domain containing 5a
Exons: 13
Coding region: 184-1590 (468 amino acids)
Biological process (GO): fatty acid metabolic process; autophagy of peroxisome
Cellular component (GO): peroxisome
Molecular function (GO): fatty-acyl-CoA binding
Source: RefSeq, a predicted model, not a curated record